AUAUUUAGGAGUUAGUACCGAUUUUCCCCAAUUUCUAGGGUUAGCCAAAAAAAAUUAACAUUGCUUCGACCCAAGCAUCGAGCGAAAGUUUUCGCCAUCAAUAGAAAAGAAGCUUAUUCACUGAGACACAAACAUUGAAGAACAAAGCAGAGCAGAGGCCCCUCCUUUUCUCCAUUUUCUUACAAAAAUGCAACUUUACAUUGACUGAAUGGAGGAGGGUUUAACCCUGGUUCAGUAGAAAGAAAAAAUGCUGAAUUGCAUGUUGUAUGAGAUGAAAACAUGGAUGUGGGAGGGGGAAAAGGGGAUAAUGUCCGGGGAGUAAAUAUUGAGUCUAGUAAGGGUGGUGGUAGUAGUGGGAAUUUAAUAGAAAAUUUAACUGGAAUAGAUGUGGUUGUUAAUCCGAAUGAUGAUGGAGGUGCCGGAGGUAAGCCAUGUGUGGGGAUGGAAUUUGAGUCGGAGGAUGCAGGCAGGACAUUUUACGAUGGAUAUGCUAGGCGGUUAGGGUUUAGUACCCAUGUUGGUCAGUUUACUCGUACUAAGCUCGAUGGGCCAAUUGUAACAUGGGAUUUCGCAUGUUCAAGGGAGGUUUUAAAGAGGAAAAAUGUUGAAAGUUGUAAUGCAAUGUUUAGGAUCGAGAGAAAGGAUGGAAAGAAGUGGGUUGCUACAAAGUUUGUGGAGGAUCAUAAUCAUUCGAUGGUUAAUCCUAGUAAGGUUCAUUACCUUAGACCUCGUAGGCAUUUUGCUGGAGUCACUAAAAAUGUUCCCGAAACAUCUGAUGCCGCUACUGACGUUUGGGCUUUGGUGGAUGGAAAUCAUGUUUCUUGUGAAGCCACUAGGGUUGGGAAUACCUCCUGUGUCGACCCUAAUCACCUUGUAAGGAAUAUGGGGUCUGUAGGCUAUGUUGGACUUCCUAGCCAAAGGAGAACACUGGGGAAAGAUGCUCAAAAUCUGCUGAACUAUUUCAAGAAGUUGCAGGCUGAAAACCCGGGCUUUUAUUAUGCAAUACAGCUUGAUGAUGAUAAUCGAAUGACUAAUGUUUUCUGGGCCGAUGCAAGAUCAAGGGCAGCUUACAAUCACUUUGGAGAUGCAGUUAUUUUUGACACAAUGUAUCGACCAAAUCAGUAUCAGAUUCCGUUUGCUCCUUUCACAGGCAUAAAUCAUCAUGGCCAGAUGGUGUUGUUUGGUUGUGCAUUACUUCUGGAUGAAUCUGAGUCUUCCUUUACUUGGCUAUUCAGGACAUGGUUAUCUGCAAUGAACAAUCGAUGUCCCGUUUCCAUCACCACAGACCAAGACAGAGCAAUACAAGCAGCAGUUUCUCAGGUCUUUCCUGAAACUCGCCACUGCAUUUGCAAGUGGCACAUCUUGAGGGAAGGACAAGAAAGGUUGGCACAUAUCUACCUAGCCCAUCCUUCUUUAUAUGGUGAGAUCUAUGGCUGCAUAAACUUUUCAGAGACGAUUGAGGAUUUUGAAUCAUCGUGGACCACUCUCCUUGAUAAGUACAACCUCCAGAAAAAUGAGUGGCUUCUGGCAGUAUAUAACGCUCGUAAACAGUGGGCUCCAGUUUAUUUUCGUGGUACUUUCUUUGCUAUUCUUUCUUCUAACCAAGGGGUUAGCUCCUUUUUUGAUGGGUACAUAAAUCAGCAGACAACUAUUCCACUUUUUUUAAAACAGUAUGAAAGGGCUUUGGAAUGUUCUCUAGAGAAGGAAAUAGAAGCAGAUUGUGACACAAUCUGCACCACACCGGAACUAAAAACACCAUCACCUAUGGAACAGCAGGCAGCAAACCUCUACACGAAGAAAGUUUUCUCAAAGUUUCAGGAGGAACUAGUUGAAACUUUUGUGUAUACAGCAAACAAGAUUGAGGGAGAUGGCAUUGUCAGUAAAUACAGGGUUGCAAAAUAUGAACAUGAUGAUAAGGCAUACUUUGUCAUGCUGAAUGUUUCUGAGAUGAAAGCAAGUUGUACAUGUCAGAUGUUUGAAUAUUCUGGUAUUCUAUGUAGACAUAUAUUGACAGUGUUCACAGUGACAAAUGUUCUUACCCUUCCAUCCCAUUACAUUUUAAGGCGGUGGACCAAGAGUGCCAAAUCUUGGGUUGGAUUGGAUGAGAAAAAUGCUGAUCCUCAAGGUGUUGAGACUCUAACUGCCCGUUUCAAUAUCCUAUGUCAGGAAGCCUUCAAAUUGGCAGAAGAAGGUUCUGUUGUCCCUGAGACAUAUAGCGCAGCAAUCAAUGCUCUUAGAGAUGCUGUAAAAAAGGUUGCAUUUAUAAAGAAGGAUGUAGCUAAAGUCACCCCACCUAGAUCUUAUAUUAAUGGAAAUAGUCAUGAAGAUGGUAGCAAAAAAACCACUUCUCCGGUCUCAGAAAUGGUCCCAUCUUUAUGGCCAUGGCAAGAUGUAGUAUCACCUCGCUUUAAUCUUAUUGAUAGUGGAGCUCCACUUACUGACUUGAAUCAACCUAGCAUGGCCCCUGUAUCUAUUGAUCGUGAAACUGAUCACCUUGAUAGCACGGUGGUUCUCUCUUGUUUUAAGUCCAUGACUUGGGUUAUAGAAAAUAAAAAAGAAGUAGAAGCUUGUAAAGUAGCUGUUAUAAACUUGAAGCUGCAUGACUAUAGCAAGAACCCUUUGGGAGAGGCUGAAGUGCAAUUUAGUCUCACAAAGGUAACUCUGGAGCCUAUGUUGCGAUCAAUGGCUUACAUCAGUCAACAGCUCUCAACACCAGUCAAUAGGGUUGCUGCCAUAAAUUUGAAGCUCCAAGAUACAAAGACAACUUCUGGGGAGAAAGAAGUAAAGUUCCAAGUGUCAAAAGAUACUUUGGGUUCGAUGUUGAGAUCAAUGGCCUAUAUUCGUGAACAACUUUGACAACUUAUUGCUUAUCAAACUUCCCAAAUCCUUCAUGGAACUCGAUAUGAAUCCAAUUCAAGAUAAACUGAUUGACCAGAAGUUGAUCAACAAGCAUCGACCAUCACAGGGUUAAAACAUUGGACCAUCAUCAUAGAUAUCUUUCAUGAUUGCUCCCACUGCUAGAUGCAGAUUCACCGAAAAGGGUGGAAGCACUCGAUUUGCUCGAAAUUGGAGGCGAUGGUGGAAGCCUUUCAUUAAACAGACUAAGGCUAUUUGCAGAUGUAGUUUCUAUGGUGAAGACUGAAUCAUCUUCAAAGGGAGAUUGUGACACUGAAUCAUAUGAGUCCUGGCUUACAGUAUCUGAUUGUGCAGGUGAGAAAUCUUCGAUGCCACAGAAGUUGUCGCAAUCCGUUAUGUAGUUUAAAGCAAAAACAACCUGCAAUAAUUAUUGCUUAAUAGUAGUAAUCUGUUUAAUGUGGUUUUAGCUAUUCUGAUCUAUGUUCAAAGAGGAUAAUAAAGUUUAAUCUGUUAGUGCUA
Molecule: messenger RNA, 3375 nt
Organism: Gossypium raimondii (Peruvian cotton)
Lineage: Eukaryota; Viridiplantae; Streptophyta; Magnoliopsida; Malvales; Malvaceae
Product: protein FAR1-RELATED SEQUENCE 3
Exons: 6
Coding region: 280-2856 (858 amino acids)
Biological process (GO): regulation of DNA-templated transcription
Molecular function (GO): zinc ion binding
Source: RefSeq, a predicted model, not a curated record